Molecule: messenger RNA, 417 nt
Organism: Neoarius graeffei (lesser salmon catfish)
Lineage: Eukaryota; Metazoa; Chordata; Actinopteri; Siluriformes; Ariidae
Product: late histone H2A.2.2-like
Exons: 1
Coding region: 1-417 (138 amino acids)
Cellular component (GO): nucleosome
Molecular function (GO): structural constituent of chromatin; protein heterodimerization activity; DNA binding
Source: RefSeq, a predicted model, not a curated record
AUGUCUGGUCAUGGGAAGAAGGCAGCAGGGGCUGCUAAGACCAAGGCCCCCAGGUCCCAUUCUGCAAGUGCUGGGCUUCAGUUUCCAGUUGGCCGCAUUGCGCGCCUGCUGAGGAAGGGCAACUAUGCACCUCGGAUUGGUUCCACUGCUGCUGUUUACCUUGCAGCGGUUCUGGAGUAUCUGUGUGCCGAGGUGCUGGAGCUGGCUGGAAAUGCCAGCAGAGACAACAAGAAGCAGCGCAUCAAUCCACACCACAUUCUGCUGGCUGUGAAGAACGAUGAUGAGCUGAACACGCUGCUGGGUGCGGUCACGAUCAGUGAGGGAGGCGUGCUGCCCAACAUUCAUGCCCAGCUGCUGCCCAAGAAAGCCAAGGCAUCCCAAGAGGGCAAGAAGGAUGUUCAGUCCCAGGAGUUUUAA